Gigantopelta aegis is the source of this 2099-nucleotide messenger RNA. RefSeq names its product FMRFamide receptor-like. Gene Ontology annotation, biological process: G protein-coupled receptor signaling pathway. The transcript has 2 exons. Gene Ontology annotation, cellular component: plasma membrane. Bases 1 to 1218 code for a protein of 405 amino acids. The record is from RefSeq and is a predicted model, not a curated record. Gene Ontology annotation, molecular function: G protein-coupled receptor activity. Lineage: Eukaryota; Metazoa; Mollusca; Gastropoda; Neomphalida; Peltospiridae.
AUGAGGAUUAGGUAUGAACAGAAGCAGGACUGGACGAGUGAACUACUCGCCGACAAGAGUUGGCGUAUGGAAAUGGUGAACUUCACGCAGAGCUUCACGAUAGCGCCCAACCAAUCGUCGUCUGUCAAUCUUCUCGCCGACAGCGUGAGAUUCCACGAGACUUUCGCUCCGACGGGCAUCACGAUUGACCGGACGAUCUCGCCGAUCUUGUACGUGAUCGGCCUGUCGUGCAACCCGCUCUCGGCGUACAUCUGGCUGAGCAGGAAGACUCGCCGCAACAACUCGUCUGCGAUCUAUCUGGGAGUUCUGUCCAUCUCGCACUUCAUAUUCCUCAUCCUGCACAUAUUUGUCGAACUGAACGUCGCCUGGGGGAUCAAGACCUACAACAAGCAGGUGUCGUGCGAGGUCUUCUACGCCUUCUACUACAUCCCACAAUACCUUGCGCCUCUCUUGAUCCUGGGUUUCACCGUGGAGCGCUACAUCGCCGUCUGCCACCCGUUCAAGAAGGAGAAGUUCUGCACCGUCAGACGUGCCUUCAUUGUCGUCUGCGCGCUGCUAGCCUUCUCCGUCUGUCUGGGCCUGAUGCAGGCCUACAUCUGGACGUUCGACCCCAUCUACAGGGACUGCAACCACCGCGAGGAGGUCAGCCGGGGCGGAGAGGCCAGCUUCGUGAACGUGUGGACCUGGACCACCGAACUGCUCAUGUUCGGGGUCGUGCCUCUGGCCGCCCUGCUCUUCAAUAUCCUGGUCAUUCACGAAAUCAAAUCUCUGACCAAUCGCGGACCGGCUUACCAACAGCCCGGGAGUGGGUCGCCAAUGGCGUCGACCGUUACGUUGUUGUCGGUUUCGUUUUACUUGAUCUGCACGUGGCUGCCCGCGACGUUGGUGUAUUCAUUGCAGACGCUGUUUUUCCCCAAUCCUUACGUGUCCAAGGAGGAGGUUAAAGACGACCCCACCUGGCAGAGAUACUUUGUGUACUACCCAGUGAGGAAGAUAGUGGAGGAGAUAACGCUGUCCAACUCCGCGUGUUAUUUCUUCAUAUACGCGAUCACAGGCAAACACUUCCGUGAUCGAGUGGUCGCCAUUUUCGACGUGAGGCGUUGCAGUAGGUGUAAGCAUGCGCGGCAGAAGAAGCGCACCGGAGACAGCAAGUAUUAUGUUGCCGUGUCCAAAAUGGAACACGUGACGAACGGUAACACCAUCGAGACCAAUGUGUAGAGUGAAAAUGGUCCAUCGGUCUCCAGGAAUCCACAGAUUUUUGAGCCUUACUGAUUUACAUUUUUCAUAGCUCUGGAUUAGUAUUCAAGUGUUUGUUACGACAGAUUCAGCAUGGAACAGUGGGGUUUUUUGUUUUUUUUUUUUAAGGGGGUGUUUUUUUGGGGGGGUUUUUUCAGUUUUGGAGUUUUUUGGUUUUGUUUUGUUUUGUUUUUUGGGGGGUUGGGGGAGAGUGCAGAUGAAUUCUGCGCAUACCUAAAACGGUAGAGAAGAGGAUUAUCUUUAAGUUUCUGUUGUUUUUACCGGAUUUAUUUUUAGGGGCUAAUCCAACCCCACCCCACCCCCACCCCGCUCCCCGCUAGCUACGGCCCUGUGCUGUUCCCAGCCUAAAAUGAGAAGAGGGAGGCAGUGUUAAAAAGAACUGGGGCACAGUUGUAUACGAUCCCUUCCAGCUAAACUAAAACGGCAUGGCGUAUACAUUUAUUAAAUCAAUCUUUCAGCUAAGUGACUCGUUUCAACUAAAAGUGACACUUUUGAAUUUAAAAAAAGAAAGAAAAGAGUGUCAUAUUUUUCGGUGGGUUGGGGACAACAAUUGCAAAUCCUUGCCCCACUUACUAGUUGUUCCGGCCUCACCUAGUCGGGAUAAGCUCUGCCCUUCAGAGAGUUGAACACGUUCAUAAUCGCUGCGUCUACCUCACUAACGUUUUCCAUUCGUCUGGCAACGUCUCUUGUACGUGCUGAUCAUAAAUGCUGAUCAGAGAAGACAAAGAACGGCUAUCCCAGUAUUACAAAACAAGAUUUGAUACAGCAGCGUUUGAAUUAGGUGUUAAAAUAGAUAUAUUUAAACUUAUGGAAGUAAAGUUCUGUGUCGCCAUACUUGUGGA